GCUUCUAUUCAUGGCUCUGCUCUCCUCCGGUGUGAGUUUGCAGCCUCUCGUCGUUCGUUGGAGGCUAAAAAUGGAGUUGGGCCGUGCCCUAUUUGUGCACACCCCCCGGAAGACGGCAAGCCAGCCGAGCCUCCUUGACAUUUAGUGCCAUGUCAAGGCGGCAUUGCUCCCAAUUCUAAGGCUGUUCGCCGCCGCAGGCAGAAUGAUGAAGGGGGCCGGCGCCAUGAGCACGAUGAAGCCGCCGUCAUCGCCCUUGCUCGACGGCCACGGCCACCACUUCCUCGAGGAGUGCUCCCUCUGCGGCAAGUCCCUCUCCGGCGACAUCUUCAUGUACAGGGGUGACACGCCGUUCUGCAGCGAGGAGUGCAGGCAUCAGCAGAUCGAGGUGGACAGGGCGAGGCACCGGCGGAAGAAGCACGCGGCGGCGCGGAAGGAGCAGCACCGGCACCACCACCACCACCACCACCAUCACCAUCACCGUCAGCACCAGCAGCCGGGGCCGGAGCCGCAGCCGCGGGCGGCCAUGGUCGGCUCCGCCCCGUGGGCCGACGCCGGGUUCGCCGCGAGGAGCCCCGCGUUGCGCGUGUGACGCCCCGAUCAGACCGCACCCGAUCUCCCGCGACCUCAGUUUGGCACACGUACGUACAGUACAGGACGACGGACAUAUACGUACACGUACUCAUACGUCUACGGCUACACGCGCCACCAUACGGGUUUAGGGACCGGUUGCAUAUAUUAGUGGUGUAUGUACGUACACGGCUGAUCUAGGGUCCCAUUGUUCCACGGGCGGCUGGACAUGGAGGUUUUUUCACAAAUAGUGUGUCCCGAUCGAGGUUAGAACUUUAGAGCCACGAGAGCGUGAGCCAUUGUUGCAUGCAAUGCAAUGCAUGGGCUCCCUCUCCAUUUCUCUCGCCCCAGAUUAACUUGGCUGUUUGUUCUGCUAUUGUGGAAUGGGA
Triticum urartu is the source of this 956-nucleotide messenger RNA. RefSeq lists its product as uncharacterized. The record is from RefSeq and is a predicted model, not a curated record. NCBI's taxonomy places the organism in Eukaryota, Viridiplantae, Streptophyta, Magnoliopsida, Poales, Poaceae.